Phytophthora nicotianae INRA-310 is the source of this 1551-nucleotide messenger RNA. RefSeq lists its product as hypothetical. The coding region runs from base 64 to 1515 and encodes 483 amino acids. Lineage: Eukaryota; Oomycota; Peronosporomycetes; Peronosporales; Peronosporaceae. The transcript has a single exon. The record is from RefSeq and is a predicted model, not a curated record.
AGUGUCCUUUGCUAUGCCAACUGGCAAAAUGCCUGUUGCGGAUCCCUUCGUGUUGACUGACAGAUGGAUAGCAAAGACGCUGCUUCGGUCCAAUUGAAGAUGAUGCAACAUACAGGUCGAGCUCCACCAUCACCUCAUAUUUUCAGCUGUAGACGCCGCUGCUUGCAGCGUCCGUCAUUCUCAAACUUGCUCCGACCUCAACGCUGGUCUAUCGGCUUAGAAAGCGCCAUGCCUAAAAGCUUUAUGACUCCACAGGGCGCCGUGCCUGAACGCGUCUCUCUGUCCAAGACACAGCAACGGAUUCUCACCGAUAUGGCGGACGCUAUCAUAGCGGAGACCUUGCAGACGAAUGAGAUGUUCGUCUCCAACGGCCGCCAGCUGCCAAACGACCAGUGGAAACACGUCAAGUCCAAGGAGAAGGUACACGUCUAUCGGUCUCGACACUCCAAAGGGUCCUUUAAACCCCGAGGACAGUCUCAAGACGAGAAGGACCCAAGUCGACCGAGACUGUUGUCGCUUUCCGCCAUGGAACGGCACGAACGGGAGAACUCAGGCCGGCCGUACGUGUAUGAUGACGAGGCGUCGGCAGCACUGGAGCAGAAAGACAGCGUCAAUACACACAGCUCGUCCAGCGCCGAUGGAUCCUUUUCGCUAGCUGACGACUGUGUUCUCUCAAAGGUUAAACCAUCUCACGUCCCACUCGUCAUCGCCACUGGAGUCAUCGACGGCACCGUAGAAGACGUGGCAUUCGGCGCAUUCGCGAAUACCAGAAAAUCCUGGAUUACACGUAAUUCGUACGUCCACAACGACGUAUUUGACGAUCGAAAAGUGCUGGCGACGCUGCAAUUACCUAGUGAGGAGGACCCGUUCCGAUCCGUGACUAUCAAGUGGUCAACAGGAAACUAUGGAGCGUUUACUACUCGAAGAGACUUCCUAUACGUUGAGUCUAUGGGCAUGGCGUUCGACUCAGACGGAGAGAAAAUCUUCUAUAACCUCAUCCAUUCCAUCGAACUGGACGACUGUCCACCUCUAGACAAGCGCCACAAUAUCAUCCGAGUACAAAUGUCCACGUGCUACAUCGCUCGACAGGUUAAAGACAAUAGCGUGGAGAUGUUCUGCCGUGGCUUCGUUGAUCCGCGAGGAGAAAUGAUGGAGAGUUAUGGCAUUCUCAUGCUGGCCCACAACGUCUCUGCGUGUUCAGGAUACGUGGAAUGUUCGAAUCUAAAGAAGUUGAGCUGGAUGGUGCGACGAAGCGAUACGGCUAGCCCUUUGACCGGCACAGAUUGCAGCGUAUGUCAUAAAUCCCUGAAGAAACUCGGACUUCUUCAGUCGCCGUCCGGGUGCACGAUCUGCCGGUGCUUGACGUGCAAUAAGUGCAGCGUGCAGAAGAAACUGACUAUCGACGUGACCAAGGAGAUCUUGCAGAAGAGCUUCACCUUCUGCCUGUCGUGCGUGAUUGAGGCCAAGGAGCUGUCGGCGUGGGAACUCGCCGCAGCAGCCGUAAGAAGAUCAUAAUUUUUUUUUAAUGAAUCCCGUUAUCUAUUUCCAUGA